AUGAAUCAUACAUAUUCUUAUUUAUUUCUAAGUGGAUCAAUGCGCAAUAAUAGAAAUAAAGAAUUAAUAAAUAAUAAUAAUAAUUUACCAUGGAUAAUAAUACAAGAGAUCAUACAAACUCUUUGGUAUAACGAUAUUCAAUUGAAAUAUUGUUUGGAGAAACAAUAUCGAUGGUUAUUAUCAUUGGAUUUAGUUUCAAAGAGAAUGUUUACCCUGAUUACAAAGCUAUUCAAUAGAUUAUCGAUUAUCAAGAACAAUCAGUUUUCAUUUGCUCACGUCAGCCAAUCAAUAAACAGUGCAUACUCACCACUUAAAUCAAUUGUAUCACUAUCGUUAUCACAAGAGAUUUAUAAUAUGAUAAUAGCUCAUGGCAUUGAGAAUCAAAUGAAAAGCAACAACAACAACAACAGCAGCACCACCACCACCACCAACUAUUUUAGUUCCGUCAUUAAAUUAGAGAUCACCAGUAGAGCUCCCAAACAAGAUUACUCUUUGCAAUCGGAUUCUCUGGCUCUCUUGAUGCCCGCUCUUCAGAGUUUGGUAUUGAAUUUCGAUGUAUUCCAACUCCGCUACCUCGAGAACAUCAAACAAGACUUGCCAAGCUUGAUUUCAUUGAAGAUACACACGUUAUGCUCACAAUUCUCAACGGUUCCAAAGACACACUUCUCAGAGCGACUUCGCAAGAUCAGUCUACCGGUAAUACAAUUAAAGUGCGAUCUACCGGUAGAUCAAUUCACAACGGUAUCACUCAGUCAAGUUAAUUUCUUCUCAUUCAAAAGCAUAUUGUGCCGGUCACUGAGAAAGUUGCGACUCGACUAUCACAGCAACCAAAUCUUGUUCCAACCGGAUUUCACAGAGUAUCUCAAGUCUGAGGAGUGUCAGCUGGAGUAUCUCGGUCUGAACAUACUGGAGUGUCAAGAGUUCUUUGAGAAACACAUGCGAUACAAUCGAUCGGUGCGUACCAUCGAAUUCCUCUUGAAUAUUGCAGAGACUUUUAAUCCGAGUGUCAGUCAUUCGCUGGAAGUGGUAUUGCCAUGUCCCAACAUAACGACAGUGAUAUCCUAUACAAAUCAACAAUUCACUAUUGAAUCGCACAGCAAAGAACUAGAUCAAAUCUACAAAAUGCUUUCACCAUACUCCAAGAGAGUACUAACCGAUUUCAUCUAUUCAGAUCGACUUGAAUAUGUUAAAUCCUAUGGUAAAUACUAUAGAAGAUUAUAUCUAAAUAGAGUAUACAAUAGUAACGAUCAUUCAUUAUAUCAAUACUCAAAAGAAAACAAUAAAUUUAUAAACAUUGUAUGCUAA
Messenger RNA from Heterostelium album PN500, 1305 nucleotides. RefSeq lists its product as uncharacterized. Lineage: Eukaryota; Evosea; Eumycetozoa; Acytosteliales; Acytosteliaceae. The coding region runs from base 1 to 1305 and encodes 434 amino acids. The transcript is spliced from 2 exons. The record is from RefSeq and is a predicted model, not a curated record.